Molecule: messenger RNA, 4284 nt
Organism: Nilaparvata lugens (brown planthopper)
Lineage: Eukaryota; Metazoa; Arthropoda; Insecta; Hemiptera; Delphacidae
Gene: CTCF
Product: transcriptional repressor CTCF
Exons: 17
Coding region: 291-2519 (742 amino acids)
Biological process (GO): regulation of transcription by RNA polymerase II
Cellular component (GO): nucleus
Molecular function (GO): DNA-binding transcription activator activity, RNA polymerase II-specific; RNA polymerase II cis-regulatory region sequence-specific DNA binding
Source: RefSeq, a predicted model, not a curated record
AUUUCUAUUAGUUGGGGUCUGUGGUUGGAUGAGGGUUGAUGGUAGAUAUUAAACUUACUUAUAGUGGACGAACUAGGUACUUAUGUGUUUCACUUUCUGUAACAAUGUUAUUACCUUACCUAACAUUCUCUUCAACCCAAAGUACGUCGAUCAAAAUCCAGCUAUCAUGUUACUAUGUAAUCCCCUAACAUAAUUUUUGCAAUGAUUAUUUUUUGUUUGUUUACUGUUCAAAUGCCUAUCCCAGUUUCCUAGGUGGUUGAGUAGCAGGUGGCCACCCAGGCUUCGUGAAAAUGAGCCCUCCAGACAAGGUUCAAGUCCAAACGGAGAUAAAGCUGGAAGAUGGAGUAACAAUAGUUCCGGAGAAUGUUACUGACAUACAAAACUACUUGGACACCUUCAAUAAGGAGAUCCAAGGCGGUGAACAGGUGGUUCAACAAGUUGGAGUAGUAGCAGCCGACGAAGGUGGAUCCGAGGAAGGUACUUACUAUGUGGACCAGGCCGGUCAGUACUAUUACCAGUCGGCGUCCUGUGAUGGCCAACAAGUUAUGACUGUUGUCUCUGGUUUACCAGGAGCUAGUGGUGAGAGUGGGGAAAGCUUUGUAGCAUUGCCAGCCAGUGCUGCCUCGUCUCAACGCGACAAUGUUGGCGGCAGUGCGCCGCUGCUGAUUCAGGCUGCGACGGGUGGCGGGGCGUCAGCUUCGGGGGGCGGGACCACAGUGGGCGGGGCAACGGUGGGAGGGGCAUCGGCAGAGGGCGGGGGCGGAGCCACUUAUCAGACAGUGACGAUCGUGCCGUCCGAGACCAAUCCGGGCGAACUGAGCUAUCUGCUUAUUGUGCAGCAGCCGGGCGAUGAGGACGAAGGUGAAGAUGGCCAGAAGGACAAGGAUGAAGAUGACGAUCAUGACCUCACUGUUUAUGAUUUCGAUGAUGCCGAGGAUGUGGGCACUGUUAGUGGAAUGGAAUCUGGCGAUGAAGAUGACAAAUCGAAAAUAGUGAAAUUUAUGCCAAAGAAGUCUCAGACUGUUACACAGGCGCACAUGUGUAACUAUUGCAACUACACAAGCCCCAAGCGGUACCUGUUGUCGCGGCACAUGAAGUCUCACUCGGAAGAGCGACCGCACAAAUGCAGCGUGUGUGAACGCGGCUUCAAGACACUGGCCUCGCUACAGAACCAUGUCAACACACACACCGGCACCAAGCCUCACCGCUGCAAGCACUGCGACAGUGCAUUCACCACCUCUGGUGAAUUGGUAAGACACGUGAGGUACAAGCACACACACGAGAAACCACACAAAUGCACAAUAUGUGACUAUGCCAGUGUCGAACUGAGUAAAAUGAGGAAUCAUAUGCGAUGCCAUACUGGAGAAAGGCCAUAUCAGUGCCCGCAUUGUACGUACGCCAGCCCGGACACGUUCAAGCUGAAGCGCCACCUGCGGAUACACACGGGCGAGAAGCCCUACGAGUGCGACAUCUGCCACGCCCGUUUCACACAGUCCAACAGCCUCAAGGCGCACAAACUCAUUCACAGCGGUCAGUUACACACUUCUAUUUCGCCUCCGUCAUUGCUAGGUGUACUUACUGAAAAUUCAUUCAAUGAUUUUGAGGAUUGGAAUGAUUUCCAUUUCCGGGUAGACAACUUCAGUAUGUCAGCUUUACAGUUCGCCAAGUUUUCAGUGCACAGUAAAUCGCACGAGGGCGAAAAGUGCUGGCGCUGCGAAUUGUGUCCGUACGCGUCGGUGUCGCAACGCCAUCUUGAGUCGCACAUGCUCAUCCACACCGACCAGAAGCCCUAUCAGUGUGACCAGUGUGAUCAGUCAUUCAGACAGAAGCAGCUGCUGAGGCGGCACCAGAACCUGUACCACAACCCGAACUACGUGCCGCCGCCGCCGCGCGAAAAGACGCACGAGUGCCCCGAGUGCCAGCGCGCCUUCCGCCACAAGGGCAACCUCAUCCGCCACCUCAGCGUCCACGAUCCGGAAAGCUUGGCCCAAGAGAGGCAGAUGCUGCUCAAGCAGGGCCGGCAGCGUAAGCUGCAGAACAUUAACGGCCAACGGGUGGAGGUGAUACCAGGCGACGAAGACGACGAGGAUGAGGAUGAUGAGCUGAACGGGCAGGUGAUGGCAGUGGAGGGGUCGGACGGCCAGCAGUACGUCGUGCUCGAAGUCAUUCAGCUGCAGGACGACAAUGGACAGGAGCAAGCGGUUGCGGUGAUGGCGGCUGACGGCGGCUUGGAACAGGCGGUGGCCGCCCUCCACGGAGCAGGUGCCGAAGACGACGAGGAGGAAUUGGACGAAGAAGAUGAGGAGGAAGACGAUGUCCACAUAACACCUGAUAUGGUGGAGGAUCAUGAGAUGAUGAGCAGCCUGCGGCAUCAGACGCGGCAGAAGACACAACAUGACAUGGCCAACUGCUUCGGGUUCGAUGACGAUGAGGAGGAAGAGGAAGAGGACGACAUCGGCAUCUCACUCAAGCAGUCCAACACCAAAUCCAUUCAUCUCUUGCGUAGUGGCUUACAAUGAACCAAUUAAGAUUUCGCAUUAAUCACCAUUGUAAUCCUAUCCACGCUGGAAGUGUACUCGAUAAAAGCUGUUUAAACUUUAUUGUUGGAGCACUUUCUUGUGAUAGUCUCAGCGUAACGUCUUGUAACGUCUCAGCGUGAACGUUAUUUGCAAUCAUUUUGAAAGCUGUUGCCAGUUAUGUUUUGUGAACAUAACAUGAAUCCUGAGUAAAUUGAAUUUGCCAUUAUUUGAAAGCAAUUCUUUAUCACAAUGAGCAUUAUUGUAUGCUUAAUGGAGAUAUUAAAUGCGUGUAUUGUUACGUCACCACCUAACAACAUUGAAGUUUAUUAGUCAUAGAUCAUACAUGUCUUGUAACAUGACUAACAAAACAUUAUGCGCGAUUAUAGUUGUGGAAAAAUUCUUGUUGAACGAGUUGAAUGUAAAUAGUCAGUAAAAUUAGUAAAUUAUUAAAAAAUUGAUAUUUUCCUAUUUAUGAAUGACAAGUUUUACGUUGUUGUAUUCAGUGACUGCUUAUGAACGUAUGUGAAUGUUGAUUCCGUAGACUUAAUACAGGGAUUUUUUAAUGUCAGAUUGAACCUCGGGUAUUCAUUCCAAAAUGGUUUCAUGGUUUCUAGAGGGGACUGUCAUACACAUUUACCGUACUUCCAAAUAAAUAAAGUAUUUAUCUAUUUAUUCACUUGGGUAUUGAUUAAAUUGAAUUAGUCACUAUUGUGACUACUACUAUCGACUUGUUUUUUUAUAAUAGGUACUAUAAAUAUUUCUCACUGUAUUUAUGAAAUAUUAAAUUUAUUAUUGUUCAGUUAUCACAGUAAAUUGAAGUAUCGUUAAGUUUUCAGAGAACAACGUUGAUAUAUCUACUUGUAUUCUGAUGCAAAUUUACCUGAUACUAUGUUUCUAUCAGAAUGAAAAUGCAUCCUAUUUCUGUUACUAUUUUAAUGUUGGAAAUAUAUAUCUCUAAAAUUCCUUCCUGGAAAUAAGAUUUACUAUUGUAAAAAUGCAUGUUAGUCACAAUUUGUAAAAAUUGAUAACUUGUUUAAUAAAAAAAAAAACAAAGUAUGGUACCAAUUUUUUUACAAAUUUUUCUACAUAAUAGGUGUAAAGUUUACUCACCGCCCCUAUGGAAAUUUUAUAAUUUUUCAACUUGAAAUCUAUAUUGACUUCACGUUAUAAGUUAAAUCUAUAGUGACUUGGCGUUACAAUUUAUUCACUCAGUUCACAACACCUGUUUUGAACAUGAACAAUUUCUUACUUUGUUUGUGUGUUGAUCUUCUUCCUACGUUGCCACUUUCUAAUAAUUGAAAAGUAGUAUACGAUUUCUUCUGAACAAUAUAGAAUGUGAAUAAGUGCGUUAUCAGUGAGCAGUGAUAGUUGUCAAAUAACGAUAAAUUAGUAUUCAAUAAUAACUGGAAUGCAGCGCCUUGUUAUGAUUUGUGAGCCACAUUUUAUUUCGAUCAAAGUUACACAAGUAGCUAUUUUAUCAGGUAAUAUUGGGAAUUGAACAAGUCAAUAUCGAUAAACAGUAACAGCACUUCUGAACUUCCAAAAUCAUUCCAAUGAUAUUGCAAUACUUGAAAACAUUUUUCAUUGUACAUAAAACUAAGGAGAAUUGCUAACGUAAAUGCAGAUUCAAUUUCUUGUUGUGGGAUAGCUAGUGAAACAAUUUAAGGUAAAUUGAUAUUAGUUUCAUGUUUGUAUAAUAUUGUGUAAAAUUUAUAUUUAUUGGUAGUUUUCAUUCUAUUGAAUAAAAAUUAAAUUUUGAUAGUAA